Messenger RNA from Capsella rubella, 451 nucleotides. RefSeq lists its product as uncharacterized. NCBI's taxonomy places the organism in Eukaryota, Viridiplantae, Streptophyta, Magnoliopsida, Brassicales, Brassicaceae. The transcript has a single exon. The record is from RefSeq and is a predicted model, not a curated record. Bases 133 to 318 code for a protein of 61 amino acids.
UAACCUGUAAGUAAAACCCCUUGGAGAAGAAGCAAAGGAUAAAUAAAAGACGUCGCUCUAUCUAUCUAUAUAUAUUAGAGAAACCCCAGUGGUCUUCUUAAGACGAUAAUCUAAACUGGUGGGUAAAACAGAAUGGGGUUGAUAAGAAGCUACUUCUCCUUCGUCUGCGGAACCAUCAGCGGGAUUUAUAUAGCGCAGAGCUACAACGUUCCAAACAUAGAAAAGGUGGGUCAAACAGUUUACACCAUGGCCAAGCAGAUGGAAGAGAGAUACCGUAAGACAACGACCAAGUCCAGGGAAGAUUUCCAAGACGACUAAAUAAACAUAUGCUACUGUCUUCUAUUUUCCAGUUUGUAUGAUAAAUUUGUUAUUUUACUUCCAAGAACAUUCUUUGUUUUCUUGAUGAAUCUGAUUUGAUUCCAAUCAUAACAACACGAUUCUUCAUAUCUUA